AUCCACAUCUUCAUAGACACUCCCUCAUUCCAUCACCGUUGCUUGCAGAACAUAUUGCGUAGGUUGGCUCUAUUAACACUCCCCUCUCGAAACACUCAAGGAUUCGCAGCACACGACACCACCACCACUCGUCUAUUGCUCGUCUUCUUUCAAAUCUUUCUCUUUCUUUCUCUCCUUACUUUCUAUCUCACAUCCCUCUUCUCUCGAAAUGGCUCUCAAGAGAAUUAAUAAGGAACUCUCAGACCUGGGACGCGAUCCCCCUUCGUCUUGUUCUGCUGGCCCCGUUGGAGAUGAUUUGUUUCACUGGCAAGCGACUAUCAUGGGCCCUGGUGACAGCCCUUAUUCCGGUGGUGUCUUCUUCCUAACCAUACAUUUCCCCACCGAUUAUCCAUUCAAGCCACCCAAGGUCAACUUUACUACGCUCAUCUACCAUCCAAACAUCAACUCAAACGGGAGCAUUUGCCUGGACAUCCUCAGAGACCAAUGGAGCCCUGCCCUGACUAUAUCAAAGGUCCUACUUUCGAUCUGUUCCAUGCUCACAGACCCGAACCCGGAUGAUCCUUUGGUACCUGAAAUUGCUCAUGUUUACAAGACCGAUCGUCCGCGGUAUGAAGCGACAGCCCGCGAAUGGACUAGGAAAUACGCGAUUUGAUUAAUGAAUUAAAUGCAACGGCCAACACGUUCACAUGGUGCUCCAUAUUUACCCCAACCACCCAUUUUUUUAAAUUAUGUUUUUUAACGCCCCUCCUUUCACCCGCUACAUAUCCCACCCCACCUUGAACCUUCGAAAAGACAUGCCUUCCUUGC
Messenger RNA from Histoplasma capsulatum G186AR, 807 nucleotides. RefSeq names its product ubiquitin-conjugating enzyme. Gene Ontology annotation, molecular function: ubiquitin conjugating enzyme activity. Gene Ontology annotation, biological process: protein polyubiquitination; ubiquitin-dependent protein catabolic process. Bases 209 to 652 code for a protein of 147 amino acids. The transcript is spliced from 6 exons. NCBI's taxonomy places the organism in Eukaryota, Fungi, Ascomycota, Eurotiomycetes, Onygenales, Ajellomycetaceae. Gene Ontology annotation, cellular component: nucleus. The record is from RefSeq and is a predicted model, not a curated record.